AUGGAUGUCGAGGCCCUCAUACAGCAACUGACCCUUGAAGAAAAGGUCCAGCUCACAGCAGGAGUCGGUUGGUGGCACACAGCAUCAAUUGAACGCCUCUCAAUACCCCCAAUCCGCCUCUCAGACGGCCCUAACGGCGUACGAGGAACUCACUUCUUCGACAGCACCCCAUCAUCCUGCCUCCCCUGCGGCACCGCCCUCGGCGCAACAUGGAACACUGAUUUAAUCCACCGUCUUGGGCAAUUACUCUCCGACGAAGCUCACGCCAAAGGUGCACAUGUCCUUCUCGGUCCCACGGUCAAUAUCCAGAGAGGACCGUUGGGCGGAAGAGGCUUUGAGUCGUUUUCCGAAGAUCCUAUCCUCUCGGGUAUUCUGGCAGGGCAUUAUGUACGUGGUGUGCAGAAGAAUGGUGUUUCUGCUACGAUGAAGCAUUUUGCUUGUAAUGAUAUGGAGAGUGCGAGGAUGGCUGUUGAUGUACAGGUUACGGAAAGGGCGUUGAGGGAGGUGUAUCUUAUGCCGUUUAUGAUUGCUGUUGAGAUGGCGAGUCCGAGGGUGUUUAUGACGGCGUAUAAUAAGGUCAACGGGACUCAUGCGCCUGAUAAUCAUCACUUGUUGCAGGAUAUCUUGCGUGAUGAGUGGAAUUGGGACGGGCUGGUUGUGAGCGACUGGUUCGGCACGUACAGUACCACUGAGGCGAUCAACGCGGGGCAAGACCUCGAAAUGCCAGGUCCAACGAGAUGGCGCGGUGAGACUCUGGUGCACGCCGUUACGUCGAACAAGAUCAAGAGGUCAACGCUAGAUGAGCGUGUGAGAAACAUCUUGAAGCUGGUCAAGCAUUCUAUCGAAAACACAAGCAUACCUCCAAAUGCGCCAGAGACUCAGCUUCAGAGCGAAGAAAAUACCCGUCUUUUGCGAGAAGCUGCUGCUGAGUCGGUGGUGUUGCUCAAGAAUGACAAGGGAGUUCUCCCGCUAGAUCCCACGAAAAAAGUAGCAGCCAUUGGGCCUAAUGCGGAUAUCAGCACUUAUUGUGGAGGUGGAAGUGCAAGUCUUCGAGCGUACCAUACUGUUUCUCCAUUGGAGGGCAUCAAGGGUAUUGCGAAAGACGUUUCUUUCACCAAGGGUCUUUAUGGUCAUCGAUCACUGCCUCAAAUAGGCGAGUUGUUGAAGACGGUCGACCAACAACAUCAAGGAUUCACUCUUCGCAUUUACAACGAUCCCCCUCCCAGUUCCGGACCAGAUACACGCAAGGUCCUCGAGACAAGAAUCCUUGAUGACUCAAAUAUCUGGUUUGUGGAUUACGAACACCCCGCACUUGAGCAGAUUUGGUACGCUGAGAUGGAGGGUGUCUUGUCCCCAGAAAAGUCCGGAGAAUGGGACUUUGGUCUGUGCGUCCACGGUACUGGUGAGCUCUUCAUCGAUGGCGAGCUAGUCGUCUCAAAUGUCACCGACCAAAAGCCAGGUAGUUCGUUCCUCGGCUGCGGCACCAUCGAGAAAACAGGAAGCAAGCUUCUUAAGGGCGGUAAGAGUUACAACGUCGUCGUGCGCUGGGGCUGCGACAAGACCUCCGAUCUGAAAGUCUCUGGAGUAGUCGACUUCGGCCAAGGCGGUAUGCGUCUCGGAGGCUGUCCCAGACUUGAGCCACGACAGGCACUCCAAGACGCUGUUGAGUUGGCCAAGAGCGUUGAUCAAGUCGUUCUCUGCGUUGGGACAAGUGGAGAGUGGGAGAGUGAAGGUCAAGAUCGCGCAAACAUGUCUCUUCCUCCUGGCAGCGAUGAUUUGAUCUCUGCUGUCUUGCAAGCAAAUCCUAAUACAGUAGUGCUAAUACAGAGUGGUACGCCUGUUUCGAUGCCGUGGGUUGAUGAGGCUAGUACCAUUGCGCAAGCGUGGUUUGGUGGUAAUGAGGCUGGUAAUGGAAUCGCUGAUGUGUUAUUCGGUGCUGUGAACCCGUCGGGCAAACUGCCAAUCACGAUGCCCCGACGCGUGGCAGAUAACCCUAGUGCUUUGAGCUUCCGAUCAGAGGGCGGUCGCGUGCUGUACAGCGAAGACGUGCAUGUCGGCUAUCGUUGGUACGACACGCUUGACAUUGAACCCUUGUUCCCAUUUGGGCAUGGUUUGUCUUACACUACUUUUGAGCUCUCUGAUCUCCGCGUCGAAAGGAAUGGGGAGUCCGAAGACAAGUUGACAGUGAGUGUGAGCGUGAGCAACACUGGCAUGUGUUCCGGCGCCGCGGUCGUGCAAGUCUACGUGAAACCGCCUCACCCAACACCUCUUACUGCUUCUGCUCUUGACACGACCACGAGGUCUAGCAAAGAGCUCAAGGGCUUUGCCAAGAUCAAUCUAGACGUAGGAGCAGUUGGCAGGGCUGAGAUUGAGCUGGAUGUGCUACGCGCGACGAGUUAUUGGAACGAGAGGGAGGAUUAUUGGUGCAGUGACGCAGGGGAGUAUACAGUGACUCAGCCACCUGCUGUCAUCUCUCCAGAGUUACAUGUCGAGAGUCCAACCCACUACGAGGAAGAAGAGACACUCCAUACAGAAGUUCCGACAUCUCUUGGUAAUUCUGAUCUGACGCUGACAUUUGGAUCGUCGCCAAACGCGCCGUCACCAAGUCGUCCACCUAUUCACAACCAUGUCGCGCACUUCAACCCGCCUCAGAAUGUCGAGUUAUUCGAGCAUCCGUUCCAAACGGAUGAAAUAUGCCCCAGGAGCUUGUUCAUGACCAUAAUGACUGACUACAUCGACCAUAUAUACCCGCUUGUCCCUGUUGUUCACCUUCCCACGUUCCGCGCCGACUUGGCUACCAAUAAGGAUGUCACCGACCUUGACACUCUACUGCUCUUCGUCUCAAUAGCUUCGUUGACUGUCGGCUUGCUGCCAUCGAAGUUUGACAGUUAUCAUGCUCUGGCAGCUCACUUCGGUACUCGCACAGCUACGAUCAGUCACUGCUCUCAGAUGUGCAUUCGUCUUCGGCCCGCGGACUACUGGGAUCAUAUCAGCCAUCGGAAGUGGGCUACUGCAUAUUGUCUCUCGAUCGGAGCAUUUCAAGUUGGACAGAUCAACCAGAGUCGGAUGUUUGAGGCAGAGUCGAUGCAGCUUGCAAGACUAUUAGGUAUGCAUAUUGUGUCUGAGUACGAGGGCUUGAAUCCGAUUGAAACCCAAUUACGGAAGAAGUCGUUCUGGCUGCAGCUCUACACCUUUGCACACUCCAAGAUACAGCCUGGUAGAUGCAAUUACUUGACAUAUCUCGACAACUAUACCAUCCGAGAUGUCAAUUUUGCUGCAUUGGAGCCUCUCAACAUCAUCGACGAGAACAUAACCGAGACAGGAAUUGUGGGCCAGCUUCCAUCGACACCAUCGGUUGGGCUACCAAACAACACCGAAUCAGCAGACGACGCGCCGUUUCACUCCACAACGGUCUUCAUCAUGGCAUCUCGCGCAUUUCUCCUGGGUAUGCGAGAGUCCAUGGUCAAUGAUGGUUGCAAUUGCGGCUUUGGCAGAUCCCCAGAAGAGCGUCUGUCAAAGUUGAGAGAUCUUCUUGAUCAAUUACGGUAUAUACUUGAUGGCUUGCCGACGCAUAUGCGCCAGUGGGGACCGGGUGAUAACUACCAACCUUUUGACAGCAGUGAUAGGCGUCAAGGUGCUUUUGGUGACGCAAAUAUUGAGCAUUUGCAGAAUGAAAGUACCAGAGCCAACCUACACGUCAGCCACUUGUGGCUGCAGAACUUUCUGCUUGAUAAGAUGGAUGUUGCUUUGCAAGAGAUGAAGGACCGAGAAGGAGACGACUCCUACGUCACGACGCAGCUAAAGCAAAAUUGGAGGGAUCGCGAAGAUGUAGCCCGCCAACUUCUGCACAUCCUCCACAGUAUUCCCCAUGCUUACCUAGAGCCCAACGGUCUAUAUCUCCAUUGCGAGUUCCCUGCUGAACUGCCCAUUUGA
Messenger RNA from Fusarium tjaetaba, 3933 nucleotides. RefSeq names its product beta-glucosidase. Gene Ontology annotation, biological process: glucan catabolic process. NCBI's taxonomy places the organism in Eukaryota, Fungi, Ascomycota, Sordariomycetes, Hypocreales, Nectriaceae. The record is from RefSeq and is a predicted model, not a curated record. Gene Ontology annotation, molecular function: beta-glucosidase activity. The coding region runs from base 1 to 3933 and encodes 1310 amino acids. The transcript is spliced from 6 exons.